Elephantulus edwardii (Cape elephant shrew) is the source of this 2319-nucleotide messenger RNA. It is a transcript of the gene IGDCC3, whose product is annotated as immunoglobulin superfamily, DCC subclass, member 3. The coding region runs from base 1 to 2319 and encodes 772 amino acids. Lineage: Eukaryota; Metazoa; Chordata; Mammalia; Macroscelidea; Macroscelididae. Gene Ontology annotation, molecular function: protein binding. Gene Ontology annotation, cellular component: axon; plasma membrane. The transcript has 14 exons. Gene Ontology annotation, biological process: axon guidance; cell-cell adhesion. The record is from RefSeq and is a predicted model, not a curated record.
AUGCCCCUCUGGCUACCACCACUGCUGCUGCUCCUGCUGCUGCCCGCGCCGAGCGACGGUCUUGGCCACUCUGCUGAACUAGCAUUUGCUCUGGAGCCAAGUGAUGAUGUUGCAGUCCCUGGGCAACCUGUAGUGCUGGGCUGUGAGGUAGAGGGGACCCCUCCGGUGCGAAUCACCUGGAGGAAGAAUGGGGUGGAGUUGCCAGAGAGCACCCACUCCACUCUGCUGGCCAAUGGGUCCUUGAUGAUCAGUCACUUCCGGCUGGAUCGAGGAGGCAGCCCUUCCGAUGAGGGAGACUACGAGUGUGUGGCUCAGAACCGCUUUGGGCUGGUGAUCAGCCGCAAGGCUCGCAUCCAGGCUGCAACCAUGUCGGACUUCCACGUGCACCCUCAGGCCACUGUGGGAGAGGAGGGUGGUGUGGCCCGAUUCCAGUGCCAAAUCCAUGGGCUUCCCAAACCCUUGAUCACAUGGGAGAAGAACCGCGUCCCAAUUGACACGGACAAUGAGCGGUACACCUUGCUGCCCAAAGGGGUCCUGCAGAUCACAGGGCUUCGGGCUGAGGACAGCGGCAUCUUCCACUGCGUGGCCUCCAACAUCGCCAGCGUCCGGGUCAGCCACGGUGCCAGGCUCACCGUGUCAGGCUCGGGCUCUGGGGCCUACAAGGAGCCCACCAUCCUCGUGGGGCCUGAGAACCUCACCCUGACGGUGCACCAGACCGCUGUGCUCGAGUGUGUCGCCACGGGCAACCCUCGCCCCAUUGUGUCCUGGAGCCGCCUGGAUGGCCGUCCCAUCGGGGUGGAGGGCAUCCAGGUACUGGGCACAGGGAACCUCAUCAUCUCGGACGUGACCGUCCAGCACUCGGGCGUUUAUGUUUGUGCAGCCAACCGGCCUGGAACCCGAGUGAGAAGGACGGCACAAGGCCGCCUGGUGGUGCAAGCCCCAGCAGAGUUCGUUCAGCACCCCCAGUCCAUCUCCAGGCCAGCUGGGACCACAGCCAUGUUCACCUGCCAGGCUCAGGGGGAGCCGCCCCCUCAUGUCACGUGGUUGAAGAAUGGGCAGGUGCUGGGGCCAGGAGGCCACGUCAGGCUCAAGAACAACAACAGCACACUGACCAUUUCUGGGAUUGGGCCCGAGGAUGAGGCCAUCUACCAGUGUGUGGCUGAGAACAGUGCGGGCUCCUCGCAGGCCAGUGCCAGGCUGACUGUGCUGUGGGCCGAGGGGCUGCCUGGGCCCCCCCGCAAUGUGCGGGCAGUCUCCGUGUCAUCCACAGAGGUCCGCGUGUCCUGGAGUGAGCCCCUGGUCAAUACCAAGGAGAUCAUCGGCUAUGUCCUGCACAUCAGGAAGGCAGCUGACCCACCAGAGUUAGAGUAUCAGGAAGCGGUCAGCAAGAGCACCUUCCAGCACCUGGUGAGCGACCUGGAGCCAUCCACGGCUUACAGCUUCUACAUCAAAGCCUACACGCCAAGGGGGGCCAGCUCAGCCUCCAUCCCCACCCUGGCCAGCACCCUGGGUGAAGCCCCUGCCCCACCCCCAUUGUCAGUGAGAGUCCUGGGCACCUCCUCGCUGCAGCUGCUCUGGGAGCCUUGGCCCCGACUGGCUCAACAUGAGGGAGGCUUCAAGCUGUUUUACCGGCCAGCGAGCAAGGCCUCCUUCACAGGCCCCAUCCUGCUGCCUGGAACGGUGUCCUCCUACAACCUCAGCCAGCUUGAUCCCACUGUGGUCUACGAAGUCAAGCUGCUCGCCUAUAACCAGCACGGCGAUGGCAACGCCACAGUCCGCUUCGUGUCUUUGAGGGGAGCAUCUGAGAGAACAGCCCUGAGCCCACCGUGUGACUGCCGGAAGGAGGAGGCCACCAAUCAGACGUCCACCACGGGCAUCAUCAUUGGUAUUCACAUCGGGGUCACCUGCAUCAUCUUCUGUGUUCUCUUCCUCUUAUUCGGCCAAAGGGGCAGGGUCCUCUUGUGUAAGGACGUAGAAAACCGGCUGUCCCCACCUCAGGGUCCUCGGAGCCACAGAGAUCCUGGCAUCCUGGCUCUGAACAGGGUCACGCAGGGAGAGCGGGGCCAGCGGGGCCGGGAUGAGAACGUAAAGGAGCUGGAGCAGCUGUUCCCUGCAGCUCGGGGGGCUAGGCAGCCAGACCCCAGACCCACGGAUCCUGUGGGCCCUGCCCCCUGUGAGGAGACUCAGUUCUCCAAGCUGCCUCUGCAGGAGCUCAACCACCUGGAGGAGACAGUGCUGGAGGCUGGAGCCCCCUGUGCAGGUCCUAUGGCUGCCACAUCGCCCCAGGAUGCAGGCCCCGGACCCCUCGGUGAAAGAUAG